CGACAGAAACCCUAAUAGCCGAUUGUGGAGGAAGAGAGAACCAGAGAAGCAGCAAGAUGCAGAUCUUCGUGAAAACCCUGACCGGCAAGACCAUCACCCUCGAGGUGGAGUCAAGCGACACCAUCGACAACGUCAAAGCGAAGAUCCAGGACAAAGAAGGGAUUCCACCGGACCAGCAGAGGUUGAUCUUCGCCGGGAAGCAGCUUGAGGAUGGCCGUACCCUCGCCGAUUACAACAUCCAGAAAGAGUCAACCUUGCAUCUUGUUUUGAGGCUUCGUGGUGGCAUUAUUGAGCCAUCUCUGAUGGCAUUGGCCAGGAAGUAUAACCAGGACAAGAUGAUCUGCCGCAAGUGUUAUGCACGUCUGCAUCCCCGUGCUGUCAACUGCAGGAAAAAGAAGUGUGGACACAGCAACCAGUUGAGGCCGAAGAAGAAGAUCAAGUAAACUGUUCUGAUUGCAGGAAUGAGUAGUGUUUUCAUGGAUUGCUGGAUGUCUUGUGAUCCUGAUAAUUACUUUCUCAGCAAUGUAGGAAUUUUGUUGGAAAUUGGACUGGCAUAGUUACUCUUUAUGAUUUUUGUUUUCAGUUUGAGACGGGUUGAAAUCUAUUAUGCUACAAUUCUGUGCGAUGACAAUUUUGUUGCUUAUGAUAAUGCGUGAUAUCCUUGUUUCUCGUGAA
This is a messenger RNA of Lotus japonicus, 675 nucleotides long. Its product is annotated as ubiquitin-60S ribosomal protein L40. Gene Ontology annotation, molecular function: ubiquitin protein ligase binding; protein tag activity; structural constituent of ribosome. The transcript has 5 exons. Gene Ontology annotation, biological process: protein ubiquitination; translation; modification-dependent protein catabolic process. The coding region runs from base 57 to 443 and encodes 128 amino acids. The record is from RefSeq and is a predicted model, not a curated record. Gene Ontology annotation, cellular component: ribosome; cytoplasm; nucleus. NCBI's taxonomy places the organism in Eukaryota, Viridiplantae, Streptophyta, Magnoliopsida, Fabales, Fabaceae.